This is a messenger RNA of Ictalurus furcatus (blue catfish), 4860 nucleotides long. Its product is annotated as stAR-related lipid transfer protein 9-like. The coding region runs from base 33 to 2300 and encodes 755 amino acids. The record is from RefSeq and is a predicted model, not a curated record. The transcript has 11 exons. Gene Ontology annotation, molecular function: lipid binding. NCBI's taxonomy places the organism in Eukaryota, Metazoa, Chordata, Actinopteri, Siluriformes, Ictaluridae.
CAUAUCAAACUGUAAACAAAUCAGUGUCUUCCAUGUCUCUUGAGAACCUAAGUAACCACAGUUGUAUAAAUUUAGGUGCACCAGAUGCACACUCUACAGAAGUCUCAUCCAGCAGAUACAUACAAAAUGGAAGAAAGAAACACUCUCAUGGAGUGCGAAGCAAAGAAGCAAGCCAAGCUAUUUGGUGCAGUCCCCUGUCUCAUAGUCACUCUUCCACUGUCAAACACAGGCAACCUGUAGACUUGAGCCAAAACACAUUACAAUCCUCAACACCCAUUAAUCAAAGCCACAGCAGCAGCAUGCAGGAAUAUAAACACAGACUAUGUAAAAAUAUGAGCUGCUGGGGUGAUGUGAGCAAAGACACUCUCCAAUACCAAGAGGAAGACAGCAUGUCUUUGGCUCCGAGUGACUGCAAUACAGACAUCCUGGUCAGCAUUAACCCACUCACUGAAGCCAGUCCACUCCAAGAGGAUUACUGGAUUCCUGAAAACCUGCCCAUGCACAACAAGUUCACCAACUGGUCAGGCAUCAGUCAGCAGCCACCAGCCAGGCUCACUAAGGAAAGCAGUACAACUAUGCAGAAAUCCCCAGAUAUUAACACACAUAGUCUCCACCUAAGUUCAGCAGAGUCAGAGAGUCUUGGGUACAGGUACAAACCAGAGCUCUUGGAAUCAGCAGAUAGACGGAGCAGAGAAAUUGAGAGACUGCGGAAGGAACGGGAGCAGGUACUUGCCUCUAUGCAAUUAGAUAUGAGUCCUCAUCCGCUCAGUGUAGAGCUUGCAGAGGCCAAGUUGCACUAUGGCCUGGGGAAGACAGACACUCUGCUAAACAUGCUGAAGUCCAGUUCCAGAAGUCCAGUUGCAGAGUCUACCAUGUCUACCAAACAGCAGCUGUAUGACAGGCACAGGAGGCGUAUUGAUGGUUUAAGGAAGGAGAGAGAAGAUCGUCUUCAAACGUCCCGCCGAGCUCGAAGUCUCAGCCCCAGCAAGCAUCCGAACUCAUCAAAUCACUUGACAGAACAGUCUGAAAGACCUGUGGGUCUACCCAGCCGGCAGCGGGAAUAUCUGCAACACCUACGCAAGGAAGUAGUGGAGAUGAGCAGGGUUCCAGAUCCACCUAGGAGAGAGGGUCAGUAUCCCACUGAUAUUGAACUCCUUCUGCGUGACUACAGUCGUGCACGUGAGGAAGCGAAGACGGAGAUUGCCAGAGCGCGAGUGCGGUUACGUGAGAGGACGGAACAGGAGAAGCGGAGACUGGAGCAACAAGCUCUCACACAGUCUGUAAAGGAUCAUAUGAGACUUUGUACACGUGUCAGUAAUAGCACCUUGUGCACUGGUUCCAACUUAAGUCUCUCUUCUGGACCUACAUCUGGCUACAACAGUAGUAAUGCAGCUGUACUGAAAGACGGUACCUCACCAUCUAUACAGAUCACUGGAGUCUCAGAUAGGGAGUUAAGAAUCAGGUCUCGACCUCCCAUGAUCCCUCCUCAAAGUUUAAAGGCUCCUCGUGCAUGGCUAUCAGCUCAGGAUAUUCGUGUGGAGAGCUCCUCCUUGGGAUAUGAGCUUCACUCCUCCUCCUCUCCUUCAUCUCCUCCUGGAAGACAGCGCACCUGUUCCUUUAGCUCUCCCUUAUCUAUUUCUAUUUCAUACCAGGACAUUGCAGACUGUACUCUCACAAGUGCAAUAUCAGAGGUUCAUUUAGCCUCUGGAGGAGAUGUAAGGAAUCUGCUGGCAGGGAGCGCCGAAGCUGGCUGGAGACACCAGGGCUUAGAGAACGGAGUACAGACCUUCCACCGGCCCUCCUCCAAACCCUCUGCUCACGGGUUUUUGGGUGCCAUGGAACUGGAGAGACCCCUUGCUAGUCUGUGGAGUUUAAUCCGAGAUCACUCCAAGACUCAUCUCUACAACAAAUCUCUAAAGUCUGCCUGGACACGAUUGCUAGAUGACGCUACACAACUAGUCUACCUGCUGACUGACCCGUCCAGCUGUCAUAUGAAGCAGCCGCGGGAUUUCUGUUGCCUGAGCGCUGAAGCCAAACGGGAUGACAUGUGGGUGUUGGCCAUGCAGUCUGUAUUUGAAGAGUCUCUCCCUCGCCCAAGUGUGGACACUGUACGUGGAGAGAUGUUUCCCAGUGCAUGGAUACUUCAGCGCAGUCAGCGGCAGGGUCGAGAGAUUGUUACAGUUAUCUAUCUACUACAGGUUGAUUUGGGAACUCCAACCCUGCCUCAGAGACUGCUGAAAGUUGUGGCCAGGAAGCAAGCAGCUGUAAUCGCAGACCUUGAUUCGUUUUUGUCCUUGUGACAGAGCAGGUCACUAAUAAGCACUUAAAAACCCUUAAAGGUCUUUCCUAACAUUUGCACCUCAUUACUUUUUUUUUCUGUUCUGUUCUUUUGGUUCACCUCAGAGCACUGAUAAUUAGUUUUUUUAUAGAAAGAUACAGUUUGUGAGAUUAUAUUGAUACUAUUCUACAUUGUGCAUACUCUUUAUGGUGCUUUUUUUUUUCGGCCAAAGACCGGACAAAGAAUUCACAUAGGAAUAUUUAGGUUUUUGUCCCAAUCACCCAUAAGCUUUAUUUCUAAAAGUACUUGACAUUAAAUUGCUUUGUACAUAUCUCUACAUAGGAUAACGCAAAUCAAUCCAGUAUUUUUCUAUGUGUAGCAAAGCUCAUUUUAGUGAACGUCCAAAUCUAAGCUGAUCUAUUUGAAACUUGAAUUUGCAAAGACAUCUUUUUGAUUGCUCAUGUCAGAAUGUAUAAUAUGCAGCACACUGCUCCUGCGUGGACAUCUUAGCAUCUACCCAUAGUUAGAGCAAACGGCUAUAUUUCUGCACUACUCUACACUAAAAGUCGUAUAAUGCUGAGCAGAAGCUACAAAUAGUCGUUUUUUGCCAGUUUUUCUGACUAUUGCCACAUGGUGGCAUUUGCAGUAUUUUUUACUUUUGCAAGAAAUAUGCAAUGUGGUGUCGUAAGCUUUCCUAAUUGAUUCUCUAGCACGAACAAACUUCAUCACACUCGCCGUCAUAGUAAACACAGUUGAUUAAUACAUUUGAUAACUACUAGAGAUCUAGUCUCAGAGUAAGCUUUUAUUCUGAAGUUGUUCUAGUACAACUGUUUAUGAAUCGAGUGAGACAAGUGGCCACUACAGUGCUAGGGCUGUGUGAAGUGUCACUGAAUUUGAAAUCAUCCUUUAGGGUGGAGAAAAUCAAAUCAAUAUAUUUAUUUAUUUUUUAAUAAAUUUGUGUAUGAUGUAAAAAUGUUAUAUAUAUAUAACCAUAUCUCACCAGUCUGUAUUGCGUGGACAUACUGUAUUGUAUCUGUAUUGCGUGGACAUACUUAUUUGACUCUAGAGUGAAGUGCUGAAUUGGAUGUGCAGCAUAAAAUACAUCCCUCACCACAAACCCCUGUCCUUGUUCACAUCAUUAGAACAUAUAAAGGAACUGAAAAAGCCAUUGAGUGGUACUGACACCUGGAGAUUGUGGCUAUGAGAAUAACACUGAGAGAGAUGACCCUUAUACACGUUUAAAGUCAAGGUCAAAUGAAUUAUUGACUAUGUAAUUAGACCAGGAUUUUCUUUUAAAGCACUGUAGAACGGGAUUUAUGUGACGUAAAAGCCCCAAGUGAAGGACCUGAAAGAGAAAGAGAAAAAUCCUGUGACUUAUGUUCCUCUGUUUCUUCUGUUCUCUUUAACAUUUUUAUUGUAUAUACUGUACCAGUUACCUGACAACAAAUAUUGCCAUAUGUAAUCACUCCUUUUUAAAUGUAAAAUAAUUUUUUUUGACAUUUUUUGUUAACUUUUAUUUUUGUAUAAUAUUUUUUUUCUGCUUUUUAUAAUUGCAUAUUUAUGUUUUUAUACUUUUGUUAAAUAUAAAAGGUUGAUUUUCCAAAUGACUUGCCUAUUGUUUUUUCACCCUCUCUUUUCUCCCCAAUUUGGUAACCUGCCAAUUCCCACCCACCUGUCAGUUCUCCUCUAUCAUAUGACAGCUACCAAAUGGGGAGGGUGAAGGCUAACAUGUGCCUCCUCCGAGACACGUGAAGCCAGCUAUCUGCCGUUAUCCUCAUACGUCAGCUUGACAGGGGAUCCAGAGAGUAUGGCCAGUUUUGCUGUCUUGGAUGGCACCAUUGUUCAUUUUUAAGAUAAAAUGGAUAACAUAAGAUUGAAGCAUGUGGUGCAAACAAAUUCUUACUAUUCACAUGACCUGUAGAACAUGUUUGAUUGUCCCCCACCACAGGUACUGGAGGUCAAUGUCUCAUUAGAAGAAUGGUAAAGCAAAGCACAUGGUGUGUGUCUUAACAUUCUGAAUUGUAUUUAGGCUAUGAUAGUGAUAUAGUGAUAAUACAUUAUUAUUACAUUUAUUAUUUCUUUUAUGUCUCAGACGCCAUCAUAUAAAUAAUGAGACUUGGAAAAAGCUGUUCUAGCUUAACACAAUACAUAAAAUGGGCCAUUCAUUUCAGCUAAAAUGGGUCACCUCCAGAACGGACUGUCUUUCCAAUAAAUAAUGUUCAAAUCUUAUUGAAACGUUCCAGAUCGGAGUUGUUAUUCAUAUUGAAUUAACAUAGCACAGACAUUCUCUGUUAUACACAGAGCGGUACAGAAUGAUGCUCAAAGAAAUACUAUUGCAUGUUAAGGUUCAUCAUCUGAUACUGCUGUAGUUAAAAUGGCAGUGAGUAGAACUAUGUUAUUGCAGGUAAGUUCCAUAACAAAAUUUCUUUCCUGCACAGGAUAAUCUGACUGAGUGGCGAGCCAGUCCACGUUUAAGGAUUAUUCAAGAAUUUAAGACAUUGUGAACGAAAUAUCUUCUAAGGAUAUAAGCAUCUAGUUAACCUUCUGUGACAAGGAGGUAGUGUAAUUGUAGGAGGUUAUAA